Molecule: messenger RNA, 904 nt
Organism: Leptopilina heterotoma
Lineage: Eukaryota; Metazoa; Arthropoda; Insecta; Hymenoptera; Figitidae
Gene: Cyt-b5
Product: cytochrome b5-like
Exons: 4
Coding region: 200-628 (142 amino acids)
Cellular component (GO): membrane; intracellular membrane-bounded organelle
Molecular function (GO): heme binding
Source: RefSeq, a predicted model, not a curated record
GGUUACUGCCCAUAACCUCAAAAAAAUAGUUGCAAGCAUUUCUAAAGGCAGUGAAAGUGAAACCAGUUCUUCUAAAUUAUUAGAACAAAUUUAAUUAUUUUAUUUAUUGUGAAUUAAUUUUUAGAAAUUUGUUUUUAUCUUUUAAAGAAAGUAGAAUAUUUAAGUGCAUAAUUAUUUUUCUAUUAUCUAUAAUUUUAAAAUGACUCCAACGGAAACGUCUUCUAGUAGCACGGCAACAAAAUUAUUUUCCCGAGAGGAGGUUGCUAAAUACAAUGAUAGCAAGGAAACUUGGUUAAUUAUUCACAAUAACGUGUACAACGUGACCGCAUUUCUUAAUGAGCAUCCUGGCGGAGAAGAAGUUCUUUUAGAAUUAGCAGGACGCGAUGCAACUGAAAGUUUCGAAGAUGUUGGACAUUCGAGUGAUGCUAGACAAAUGAUGGAACCGUAUAAAAUUGGAGAAAUUAUAGACGAAGAGAAAAUUGACGAGGCUAACAAGGGUGGCAAAGAUUGGUCGAGUGAAAAUACAGGUGAAGAGGAUUCCAGUGGUUCUUGGAGAUCCUGGCUGAUUCCAAUAUUUCUCGGAGUCUUAGCAACAGUUGUCUACCGCUACUUCAUCAGUUCACAAUAAAAGAGGAGACAUUCCGCGAGAUGGAUUUUAAUUCUUCUUAUUUUCCUCUCUCUCCCUCUCUCAUUUUUUUUAGAAAACAUUUACCUUACGAUGAUUGUUAUUACUUUAUAUAUAAUGUUUUUUUUAAAUAAGCGACUAAUACAAAAAGAAACAAAAAAAAGAAAAUGGUGUGCAAGAUAAUAAACAUUUGAGGACGAGGGGAUCGUUUUUAUCCAGAGGCCUAGCAUUUACACAAAAAAAAAAAAAUAAAAAACAAAAUAUAUUUAAAAGAAAAAG